AUGCUCUUGGGCCCUGCGCUGGUAGGUGCCUUGGUUGGGCUGACGAUGAUUAGCUUUACAGUGAUUUUCCUCAACAUGACAUCCAGCCCACAUCUAGCAGACUUGUACACCAGCGGCAUCACUUGGCCGCCCUUUGGUCCAAAAGCCAGAAAGUACUGGGCUGGGACUCAUGUCUCAGAACGAGUCUUUGGGCUCACUGCAGUAGCAGAACCACUUGAGACAACCCGCGUCAGUGUACAAGCUAUUGGCAAGCCUAUGUUGAAUAGCACUUCUGCUGUCAUAGUGGAGACUCUCAGCCUCGCUGAGCCCGUGUACCCACAGGAAGUCGCCAUCACAGUAGAGGACACUGCUGCCACAGCCUCUUACAUGCUUCAGGUUUUCAAGUGGGGCAUUUUCCCUGAGUCCAUUACCAUCUCUGGAGACACCGCCUUCGGCAAGCGGUUCUCCCAGUGCAUUCCUUGGGGAUACCUCUAUUGGAACCAUACCGUCCACCUGCCCAAAGGGCUCUUGAUACUUGAAAUACGAGUUACUUACAGCCACUUUGAAAUGUCUUUCCCUUGGAAGAAGCGAUCCAACAAUUCAUUUGCCACUUACUUCGAUCCAGCGCUUCCUCGCGAAAAAUGCACCAUGUGGGCGAUUCCUUCUUGA
Durusdinium trenchii is the source of this 648-nucleotide messenger RNA. The record is from the annotation of a GenBank genome assembly. Lineage: Eukaryota; Dinophyceae; Suessiales; Symbiodiniaceae.